AUAUAUGUAUAUAUAUACAGAGUUGAUGUUGUUGGGGUUUAUAUCUCUGUUGCUGACUGUACUUCAAGACAGUAUUAGUAAAAUAUGCAUACCGAAGAAUGUGAUGAAUCAUUGGCUUCCUUGCAAUCCCGAUAAAGCCGUAAAAUCGGAAUCCCAUUUGGCGGACUCGUCUUUCUUCUUACCUGGAGCUCGUCGUCUAUUGGCUGCAGCAGCAUCGGAAGGUGUCGGUUAUUGUGAGGCGAAGGGGAAGGCGCCGUUGUUAUCUCUGAAAGCGCUGCAUGAUCUGCAUAUAUUCAUUUUUGUGCUAGCUGUGUCACAUUUUGUCUUCUCUGCUCUAACAAUUCUCUUUGGUGGAUUGAAGAUACAGCAAUGGAGUUAUUGGGAAGAAGCGAUUCAGAAGAAGGAAUACGAUCCCGAAGAAGCUGUGCAAGAAAAGCUCACUCGUGUGAAAGAUGAUGCAUUCAUUAAGGCCCAUUUUUCGGGUGCCAGUAAAAUAGCGGUGUUCGGCUGGACGAAAUCAUUCUUCAAGCAAUUCUACGGAUCAGUGAGCAAAUCGGAUUACACCACCCUUCGUCUCGGUUUCAUUAUGAAUCACUGCAAGGGGAACCCGAAGUUUAACUUCUAUAAAUACAUGACCCGUGCUUUCGAAAGAGAUUUCAAGAAAGUCGUCGGAAUUAGUUGGUAUCUUUGGCUAUUUGUGAUACUGUUCUUGCUGGUGAAUGUAACCGGUUGGCAUGCAUAUUUUUGGAUCUCGUUUAUUCCUCUACUAAUUUUGCUAGCAGUUGGCACUAAAUUAGAGCACAUAAUAUCACAAUUAGCACAAGAAGUGGCAGAAAAACACAUAGCGGUUGCAGGAGAUGUAGUUGUUAAGCCUUCGGACGAUCUUUUCUGGUUCCGCAAGCCUCGACUUGUCCUUUUAUUGAUACACGUGCUUUUGUUCCAAAACGCAUUCGAGAUUGCUAUUUUCUUCUGGAUGCUGGUUAUGUAUGGUUUCAAUUCUUGCAUCAUGGGAUCAGUCGGUUUCGUCAUUCCUAGGCUCAUUAUCGGGGUGAUUGUGCAGUUGCUCUGCAGUUACAGCACUCUACCUAUCUACGCCAUUGUCGCGCAGAUGGGAAGUUCAUUCAAUAGCGCAAUAUUCGAAGAUCGUAUACAAGUUGGUUUAGUUGGAUGGGCACAAAAAGCAAAAAAGAACAAUAAGAAGGGAUCAGUGAGUAACCAUAAAGAAUCACCUCUUCACAAGAAAGUUGAGAUGACUGAAAUCCAAGUGCAGGAACCUCCUAAAGACAAGGGAAAAUCCCCUGAAAUCGAGCCUGCUACAUAAUUUCAUUAUUACAAGUGUGUUUCUUUUAAUGUUGUUUUAUGUCACAUUCCUGUAUAAUAAUUGAUUUACUUUUAUGUUUCAUCUUGUUUCCAAGAGACAAAAAAAAAACUGUAUUUGAGUGAUUCUGUAUGAAAUUAAUGUCAAUUACUAUUCAGUAUUCAAGAACAAGUAGCUAUCAUUACAC
Molecule: messenger RNA, 1505 nt
Organism: Erythranthe guttata (spotted monkey flower)
Lineage: Eukaryota; Viridiplantae; Streptophyta; Magnoliopsida; Lamiales; Phrymaceae
Source: RefSeq, a predicted model, not a curated record